Messenger RNA from Plodia interpunctella (Indianmeal moth), 1577 nucleotides. It is a transcript of the gene kune, whose product is annotated as kune-kune. Gene Ontology annotation, cellular component: septate junction; membrane. Lineage: Eukaryota; Metazoa; Arthropoda; Insecta; Lepidoptera; Pyralidae. The transcript has 3 exons. The record is from RefSeq and is a predicted model, not a curated record. Gene Ontology annotation, biological process: regulation of tube size, open tracheal system; septate junction assembly. Bases 271 to 954 code for a protein of 227 amino acids.
AAUCACAUGAAACUGUCAUGUUCAUGUCAAAGAAAAUAAUAAGAUCCACAUUUCCUUUUUCAGAGAUAGGUAUAAAUAUCCGUUAGGAGUGAGUAGUGAUAAAUACUGUUCUGUUCUGAGCAACAAUACAUAAAAUAAACGGCCUGGCUGAGCUGAAAUUGAUUGUUUCUAAAUAACCAUCCAGAAUCUGCAUGCAGUAAUUUAUUUUUGUAAUUUUGUUCGCAGGAUAUUUAUUAUUUAAUCAAAUAUAUUCAGAUCCCAAUUUCAGCAAUGUCUAAAAAAUCUAAGAAUGGUCUUUUUGCAUUAGGUUUCUAUAUUGCUGCUUCAUGUUUUAUUAUAGUUUCAUUUGUUAGUCCGUAUUGGUUAGUUACAGAUGGAAAAUUAAAGAAUCCUAAGUUCAUAAAGAUUGGUUUAUGGGAAGUGUGUUUUAAUGGGUUUGAAGAAGUGCAUCAUUGGUAUGACACUGUAUUUACCGGCUGCUGGUGGAUAUUUGAAGAAGAAUAUUACAUUAUUCAUGACAUACUCUUACCUGGAUUCUUCAUUGCAACACAGUUCUUCUUUACAGUUACUAUGUGCUGUGUGUUGUUAUCAAUGUUUUUGUCUUAUUUAUUCAUGAUCAAAGACAGAGAUGAUGAGAAUUAUGUGACUCUUCUGGUCACAAUGGGCACUGUGUUGGUGAUUGGAGCAUUCUCGGGUAUCAUAUCUGUGGUGACAUUUGGAGCAAGAGGGGAUGGUCGUGACUGGAUGCCGAAUUGGGAGCACAAUGAUUUGGGCUGGGCUUAUGCUCUUGGUGUUGUUGGAGUGGUGUUGCUCUUUCCAGCUGGUAUCUUGUUCUUGGUUGAAGCAAGGGUACACAAGUACAAGCGACUUCAUGAAUUGCAAAGUAGAGACCCAUCAUCUUAUACAAUGAGUGAAAGAAAAGUUGGUUAUUCUGGAGGCCACACUGAUAUAUAGUAGAAAUGAAGAAGUACUAUUGCUAAUCCGUCCAGGUGAAUAAGCAUUUCACCAAAAUUUAUUAUAAUUCGCAUUUAUUUGACACAUGGAUUCACAUUGUUACGAUUCGAAGUUGGUUCACACAGAGGUACAUAUACAUGCACUUUUUUUAUGGAAUUGUGAUGCAUGUAUGCAAACACAUAAAUACAAUAAACAUUUGUGUAUACCUGCUUUGAACAGUUAAAUGAAUCUCUAAUGUAUUCUCAAAAAUUAACUUAGAUAAUUAAGUGAUAUGUAAGUUAGUUAUUAAAGUGGACAAAUUGAUAAAUAUAGUAAGAAUCAAUGAAUACAUACUGUAACUACUGUCAUGAAUAUGACAUAUCUACAUUUAUAUUUGCAUUUACCCACAAACAGACUUAAUUCUUUUAUCAAUGUUUUUAUUGUACUAUUAACCUACUACAUAUAUUAUUAGGAAUAAGAUUGAAUUGUAACUCUCAACUCCAAGAUAUUUAACUUAAAUGUUUGUAUUUGCUUGUAAGAAGUGCCUUACCAAUUUUAUAUUUUAAUAUGUAAGUAAAUGACCUUCCAUUGCCUAGAGUGUAUUGUGAUUUUUUUUUAAAUAAAAGUACUGACUACUUUUCAAA